Gregarina niphandrodes is the source of this 3552-nucleotide messenger RNA. RefSeq lists its product as hypothetical. NCBI's taxonomy places the organism in Eukaryota, Apicomplexa, Conoidasida, Eugregarinorida, Gregarinidae. Bases 1 to 3552 code for a protein of 1183 amino acids. The record is from RefSeq and is a predicted model, not a curated record. The transcript is spliced from 3 exons.
AUGAAUUUUCUGCAACAGGCCUUCUCGAGACACGCUGCAGCUGCGGUACUUCCCAACUUCACGACGACCGCCGCGCCCGCAGAACCGCCUGCCCCGGAGAGCGUGGAAGGCGCGGCGGUAAUUCCGGUCGCCGUGGACGAGGCGGUCGCUGCGGAGGAGGGGGGAGCAGAGCCCGCAGCCGAAGACGCAGAGUUUGAGGAGACGCUAAACGCAGAGGUCAUGUCAUUCGAAGACUUCCUGGCGCUUCGGGCAAAGAGAGAGAGGAUAGAAGCGGGGUUGGGUGUGGAUGAGCAGUUGUUCUGGUACUAUCCCCGCCGUUGGAAGGUUAAUGUGUAUGGCAUAAAAUUAACCAAUUUGUACAAGGAUGAACUGGCGGCGUUUCUGGAGUUUGAAAUUGGUUCAAAUCGUUCGGAAUUCCGUGUGGCUAUGGGUGAGUCGAUAAAGGUGAUAGCGCUGGGGGAAGUUGGUUACCGUAGACGUACUUACAUAAUUCAUCCGGUGUCAAGAGAUAAGCAUAAGCCAUCGAAGGUGGAUUUGCAAUUGAGGUACGAAUGGCAGGGAAGUUAUAAGCAGCUUCAUAGUCAUAAGCUGAGAAUAAAUUUAUGGAAGACAUCUAAAAAAGGGUUGAAUGAACUUGAAGGGACUCAUGAGGAAUCAUUGAUUAAUUUCACAUCCACAUCCACUUUUAUUUCUAGGAUUCUAUAUAAGUUGACAGGUGGUAAGAGAAUUCAAAGAUGUCUGACAUCAUUCGAAUUUGUUUUCCAAGAAAUCUUUGACUUUCAUUUAGAUUUUGUCGAUUGGCAUGUUUCUUCUGGUAGGAAUGACCAUGGACAUGGGGAAGGAAAAAGUGAUGCUACUUUGGAUUCCGGUGGUAUGCGUAAGAGUCAUUGGUUAUUGCAUAUUAAAGGUAUAAAGAGUUUGAUAGGGAAAGCUAUACAUUCACCACGACAAUAUUCAUUACAACCGUAUUGGGGUUAUAUGGGUACGAUGAAGUAUAGAGGAACGUUAAUGGAGGUAGAAAAUAGUGCUUGUGUAGUAUCGUUAAUUAAAGGACCAUUUACACAAGCCACUGAAUUUGGACGAGGUUACCUUCAGUUUAGAGGCCUCUUACAACGACCUCAUAUUAGAUGCAAAUUAGAUCCGGUUAGUCGAGAAGCAUCUAUAUUCUUUAACCAUACUGAAUGGUAUAUUGAAGGAAAUAUUAAGUCCCUUAGAGAACCAUUAUAUUCACAAUCUGGACAAAUCUUAGCUUUAAAUAAUGAAGAUCUAUUUCUGAUUGUACGUAUUAAAAAUGUUGAUAGAAUAUUUACCAAAUCCGGUCAAACAUUGGUUAACGCACAAAUUACUGUAUCCUAUAGAGGUCAGACAAGGAGCACACGUAUUAUGCAUAAUGUUGCAUCACCUACAUUUGAUGAAGAUAUUGCAAUACCUAUAUAUUUUACCAACAUACGAGAAUUAGUGGAUAGUGAGUAUCCUCAAAGUGAGUUGAUCAUAAUGGAUCUUUGGUCUGUUAAUCGUUUUAAUACUGAUCAUAUUGGUCAUGUAUCAUAUUCAUUAUGGGAUAUAUUAUAUACUAAAGAUGGUGAUGUAAGACCUCGUGUUGAGAAGUGGGUGUUUGAUAGUUAUACUAUGCGUUUGAAGAAUAUUCAAAUACCAUGUUUAGAUACGAAAGAAUCAUUAGGACUAUCAUUUGAAUCUGAAAAAAAUGUAGUCUUAGCUUAUGAAGCCUUUAUGUCUCGUCAUCUUCCUGAUUUAAUUCCUUGUGCUCGUCCUGACUUGAGUACUAUCCCUUUACCUUACAAAUCUGAAAUUGAGAAGUAUAUGAAUAUUGCAGAGUUACUAAGUAUGGCAUUACCUGAAGCAUUAAAUAGGAAUUUUGCUUUAACUCGCCCGAAUCGAGGUCGUCAUAUUUUACUACCAUUAUUCCUUUCAGAGAUUAUACCUCCGAAGGAUAUUUCUAGUCCAAGAGCGAUUUUUACCUACAUUAGGUCAAUACCGUUUACUGAAGGCAAUGAGGGUGCUCCAGACUCAUGGGCUUCUCCAUUUUACUUGGUGCACACACGUGUGGGAACGGCUGCUUCUCAUAAUAUUCUCCUGACAUGUCUCAUGCUAGCAACUUUCUGCGACGCAUACAUGGUUGUAGGCACCGCCCCUUCCGGGCAACCGGUAACGGGCGUUCUAACUCUGGAUUUAAACCAUCAUACAUCCAAAGUUGAUGCUAGACUUUGGGGAGUCGACAGUGGUGAUAUUUUCUUGUUUCCAGAUCGAGUUAAAGACGUUAAAAUAUUUCGACAACAGUCUACUUGGAUGCGUAGAUCAGCUAGGAAAGAGGUUGUGACUGUGAGGAAAUUCUUUGGUCUUUUAAAAUCAAUUGAGACAGUUGAAGUUGAACAUAAAGAUGCUGAAGAAAGAGAGGCAAUGGUACGUGAUUCAAUAUUACAAACCUCGAUAUUAGAUACUAUCGAUGGACCAUCUAAUGGACGACACGCAUCGUCUGAUGGAUUGAUUGAGAAUACUAGAUGUAUGGAAAUACGUACCAUUGACUUGGUGUUUAAUAAUAAAAAUGUUUGGUUAAAUAAGCAAUCAGACCCAACAUGUACUGCAUGUUAUUAUGAUCUAUGGAAUCAUGAGUAUUGGCAUAAAGUCUUUCCUGAUGGUAUUAAAUUCGAAUGUCCUGAUCCGCCACCUGUUCUAUCGCUUCCGAUAUCUCGUCAACAAGUUGACACUAUAGAAAACGAAUUGGUUAUGACUAUGAAGUUUGAGAUCGCUUUAGUUAGGAAUAAUAUGAACCUCAGUUGUGUUUGGCAAACAUCAUCCAUAUUAAACGAUUUUCUUCGUGAUGGAGCGCAAAUGAGAUACCAUCUUGAUACAUGUCAAGAAGGUGAUGAAUUUAUUUAUCAUGCUCAAAUUGACCAAUGGAAGAAGGCACUACAAUCCAAAGUUCCCCCACAAUGGAAGCUUUGUUUCCUACAAUUGCAAUCCCCUUACCUGGAUGCCCCAAAACUUGCCAGUAAACUUAUUGAAAGCGCCCGGUCCAUUUUAGAAGAAAGAACCAGACUCACAAUGCUGGCAAUACAAACCACAUUCUACACCCUUCCAGGAGGGUUCGGUAUCUUCUAUAUAUCCCUUGUCUCUUGUAAUCCUUUAAGCGAAAAUCAGAAAAGAAUUAACAGCUGGGUCAAAGAUCGAAAACAAGCACUCAGACAAGUUCUUGAAACACAAAAUACAAAUGGAUCAAAAGAAACGGAAAUGAGAGGCACGGAAAUGAGAGGUAUGGAAAUGAAACGUAUGGAAAUGAGAGGACUGACGACGAGCGGAACGGAAACGAAAGGCAUGGAAACGAAAGAAAACGCUGACGAUGAUGCCGCUUUAGAGGACAAUGGCGAGGCGGAAGUGGAAGACGAAGUGAAAGACGAAGACGAAGUGGAAGACGAAGACGAAGUGGAAGACGAAGACGAAGACGAAGUGGAAGACGAAGACGAAGAUGACGUGGAAUGGGAGGAGCUAUACCAAAGGGCAAAGGAAAUGGCCCCCGAGGAAUUCGAAGAGUAA